UCAUGCACAGUAUAAGACUAUUAAAGGUCUUAACCUCUGCUCUUUCGUAGCCUCUUUAAAAUGGCAUUCAAACGGCAUAAAUCUCGUUUAAACACGGUCUCUCAUUGGCUAAGACAGAACUGGUAACAGACAAGCUCGAUAUAAAACUUUGGCCAACAAUAGAUGCUUGCUAUACUUCGUUGUUUGUAAACAUACUCGCACGAGCGACGAAAACAGUCGUCUUGAAAAUUGGCAGAAUACUCAGCACACAAGUGCGAGCCCGUGUCCUCGAAGGCUGGGUUGAAAAUUCGAUGUGAUUGGUAAUUCGGAUAUCAAUUCUCUUCCUAACGUAGUGUUUGUCAUUUUCAGUGACUAGUGUUACAGUGCAAGAAACAAGCUCUGUAUUACAGCCACAGAGGUUUAAGUUCAGUCGUUUGAAGGUAAGCUUUUGAAGUUGAAGAAAACUCACAGUGCUUGGCUGUCGAAACUGAGGAAGCCUCCAAAAGCUGUUAAGAAGAUUUUAGAAUUUCUCAACAACGAACUCGAUCCCAACCUAAAUAUUUUAGUGGAAUUCAUAACAUAGACCGAAAAGUUCAUCUGGGUUGUCAAUACCAAAAACUCUCAGCAAGUGUUAGCUUUUCGACUAAAUUCGAGAAUCGAUACUUUGACGUUAAUUCUGUUGGCGAUCCUGUUUCAAAAUGGCAAUUCCUUGGUUCUUUCUUUCUCUCUUCACAACCGCACUCGCCUGGCAAACGUCCUACCCCUACGACAGAAGGGCAAAAUGCGAAAAAAUCGUAGUGCCUUUGUGCAGAACAAACGAAUCGAAAUACGACCAAACUCGACUGCCAAAUUUCUUCGCCAUCCCUGAUCAAUUCAACGUACAACUCUUCACCGAAAAGCCCAAAAUACAGGAACUGGUCAAAACUAAAUGUUCAGAGGAUCUCGUGUUCUUCUUGUGCUCUGUGCUCCUGCCUAUCUGUAUUUCUGAAUCGUCAUCCACGAUGGUGCCACCGUGUCGAAGUCUUUGCGAGAACGUCUACAGAGAUUGUAUACAAAGCAUUACGAGGUUGAACUUUACUUGGCCAGGUAAUCUGAACUGUAGCGGAUUGCCUGAUCACAACGAAGGAAUCUGCAUCGCUCCGAAUGCCUUCGUCGGUACGACAACACCGAUGCCAACAACGCCGGCUCCACAACAACUGAAGUUUCAUUGUCCCAAACGUUCUCAAGUGUCCUCGCGUCGAAAAAGUAUCAAUCAAGCCUUUUUAAGGAAAUAUGAUUACGUUUUCCAUGCGAGAAUAGGACGACGUCAAGGUAACGUUGCAAUCCUCGCUCGAUCAUCCUGCACAAACAUCGCCUCACACCAGAUACAGUUGAAAGUGUCAUGUAGAAAGAAAUUCAGAAGAGUCAAUGGAGAAGUUCUGAUUUUAGCAAAGAAGGGAAAAAAGCACAUGACAAUCGAGAAGCUAAUGGUUAGACUGAGCAAAAACGACAUGAAUAAGGCAAUAAAAAGACACACAUGCUCCUCAAAGAAAAGAAAAAAUAAUGGUUAAGAUGAAAAUGGAAACAUAAUGUUGUUUGAAAGGCGUUUGGAGCUUCACUAUAGCAAACCCCAGUUGUAAAUAUAUCCACAUUAAUAUAAGAUUAGUUUUAGACGAUAAUGGAUUUGUAUUUUAAAGACCAGUUUCCCUUUUGUUUAUUUUAACACAAAAAUGGGAUUUUUAUGUUUGUGUGUAGAUCUUGUAUUGUAACUUUAAUUUGGUGAACAAUUGUUUGUGUCUUAGGCGCUCGAGAAAAACCCACUUAGUUUAGGAGACCGCAACUAAAAUUUGCAGUGAUUGGUUUGUAUAUGUUGUCGUGUGUAUUGCCAGAUCAUUAUAACAUAAAGUACUAUACAUAGUUAUCUUAUAAUCAUGAUUAUAUGACUGUAUCAAAUACAUCACGUUAUGUUUAAAGUGAAUAAAACUAUUUUGUUAAACAAUA
Dendronephthya gigantea is the source of this 1959-nucleotide messenger RNA. Its product is annotated as secreted frizzled-related protein 3-like. Gene Ontology annotation, cellular component: cytoplasm. Lineage: Eukaryota; Metazoa; Cnidaria; Anthozoa; Malacalcyonacea; Nephtheidae. The record is from RefSeq and is a predicted model, not a curated record. Gene Ontology annotation, molecular function: Wnt-protein binding. Bases 678 to 1529 code for a protein of 283 amino acids. The transcript has 5 exons. Gene Ontology annotation, biological process: canonical Wnt signaling pathway; non-canonical Wnt signaling pathway.